GGGCCGUGCCCGCGCAGGCGGCCGGGUGAACUGCCGGCGGCCGGGUGAACUGCCGGUGCCCGGCGCUCGGGCAGCCGGGUGGGUGCCGUGCCGAGCUCGCCCCUGAGCGGGUCACACACUGGUGCUCAGGUUUGUGGAAAACCUAGAUUUCCAAAAUGAAUAAAGAUGCGCAGAUGAGAGCAACCAUUAAUCAAAAGCUAAUAGAAACAGGAGAGCGAGAGCGCCUUAAAGAGUUGCUGAGAGCCAAAUUAAUUGAAUGUGGCUGGAAGGAUCAGUUGAAGGCACAUUGCAAAGAUGUCAUUAAAGAAAAAGGAUUAGAACAUGUUACUGUUGAUGAUUUGGUGGCAGAAAUCACUCCCAAAGGCAGAGCUUUGGUACCAGACAGUGUAAAGAAGGAACUCUUGCAAAGAAUAAGAACCUUCCUUGCUCAGCAUGCCAGUCUUUAACUUUGACAUUCAUCUGGGAUACAGUUUCCUGUAUUACAUCAGUCAUGUCAGGAUUGGAAUGCAGUUUACAUACUUCAUAAGGAUAUAAGGAUGAAAAAUCAUUAAUUUUUCUUUGCACUGCAUCGAUUUCUUAAAGUUGGUGUUAUUUUAAUAAAAAAUUUUGUGGA
Molecule: messenger RNA, 613 nt
Organism: Haemorhous mexicanus (house finch)
Lineage: Eukaryota; Metazoa; Chordata; Aves; Passeriformes; Fringillidae
Gene: ENY2
Product: ENY2 transcription and export complex 2 subunit
Exons: 5
Coding region: 156-446 (96 amino acids)
Biological process (GO): positive regulation of DNA-templated transcription; poly(A)+ mRNA export from nucleus; regulation of transcription by RNA polymerase II
Cellular component (GO): nuclear pore; SAGA complex; DUBm complex
Molecular function (GO): transcription coactivator activity; chromatin binding
Source: RefSeq, a predicted model, not a curated record